AUGGAUGAAGGAGACGAUUAUGUACCACAGAUUUCACAACUUGACUAUUCAUUGGUCGAUAGCGGACAAAGCGUCUUGCAAAACGAUCCUGGUAUUUAUAGUCCACCACCACCUCAAAUACCUCUACAGCAUCUCCAAUAUGGUAAUGACGUUACAGCAGUGCAUCAUCCAUGCCAGUUACCCAAUCAAAUGGUUCCUCAAAGCAUGCAACAGCAACAGGUGAUACAACCUACUCAAUUACCACAACCAAUUGUGCAGAAGCCAAAAAUUCAGAGACGUCGCAAAAACGCAGCUAAUGUUGAGCAGCAAGUUUUAGCAGGUCAAGCAAUGCUUCCAGCCUCAUCAGUACCGCCUAGACAACAGUACAUGAAUAACAUGACACCAAUGCAGAGUAUGGCGGCAAUGUCUCAAAAUCCCUUAAUGUCCCAUAUGCGAUCUAUAGGACCGGGACCACAAAUACAACAGGUGAUGCCUGGAAAACAUCCAUCGAAUGAUAUGUCACCAAUGCGUCAUCCAGGUCUACCCCCUAACGUCCAUGAUCCAUAUCAUCAGCAACAGCAAUGGUUUCAACAGCAGCAAUUUCGCCUUCCGAACAGUUACCCACCACAACAUCAGAUGUAUCCAGCGCAACAACGUCCACCUAUGAAUCAAGUGAUGCCUCAACAGACUUAUUAUUCGCAACAGCAACAACAAAUACAACAAGAUGCCCGGAAUCCGAUGUAUUAUCAACCACAUCAAGUGUAUGAACAAAUGCCGCGUUAUCCACCAUCUAUGGGUCCACAGCUUAGUCAUUCACAGCAGUAUUAUUCUGAACAAAGCCAAAAUUUCUUUCCAUCUCCAAGUCAUAUGACACAACAAUCAUCUCACUCCCAUGCUAUGACAAUGCAUCAACAAGUACCUUCUGGAUCUGGUGACUGGCAACAACACAGCGCUAAUUCGCAACAGCGCUAUCCUUCGCAACCACAAUAUCCACCAUCCACCAGUAUUCAGAUUGAAAUACAGCAGGUUCAACAACAGCUGCAAUCGAUGUAUGAAAUUCCAAAUAGAAAUAUGCAAAUAGCACAACAGAUUGAACAGCUACAGCUUCGUUUGCAAUAUUUACAGCAGUGCUACAUGAACGAGUGUCAUGGUGGUGCUCAGCGAAACGAACAACCUGUCUCCGUCAUGCAGAGAGGUUCCGAAGUGCAGGUUAACAUAAAACCGGAUAUGCCAGGUCAUACUCUGAUUAGCGUCUACCACCAAUAUCCGCCUAACUCAGCCCCAGCGACAAGUGUGCUGCCAACAGAAAAUGUCAUUGCAAAAGACUCUGUUCCGCCAGAACCAAUUCCAUCACGUUCUCGUACUCCCAUUGAAGAUCCGUCUGCACCGAGUGUUAUCAGUGUUGCUUCAGGUCAUAUAUCAAAUGCGCCAAACAAUACAAUGCCGUUUAUGGAACCGCCAGCACCUAUGGCUUCAAGUGGAAAUGUAACUUCAGCUUAUAGCGUUCAGCAGCAACAACGAAGUUUAUUUCAAUCUGUUGUAGAACCUAAUGGAGUAUCAGCAACACUAAAGUGUCAAGAUCAGUUGAAAUAUCAGGAAGUACCCGAAUCACAACAGCAACAACCGAGUGACACUCGAACUGAUUUAGAACAAGAAUUAGGAAUCUCUGAUGGACUACCCACCACUGCCAUUACUGUUCCUUCCGCUUGUGAAGUUCUAGUUCCAAAUAGAGAUGACGAACAAGGUGUCUUGUCAGAUAAACAUUGUGUAACAGAAAUUGCGACAAAGAAGGUAGAAGACACUCGAACUGAUUUAGAACAAGUUACUUGCCAAUUUGCAAGAGAAAUGCGACAAAAGAAAGUAAUGGAUUCAACAACUAAUAGUGCACAUUCGUCAGAAAAUUCUGAGGCUUGUCUACCAGUUGAUGAUUUGUCUGAUACGGAAGAAUCGAAGAUGCAUCUAGAAGCAGCUACAAAUUCAGAAGAAACCAUGAAAAACGCGUUCAGGACCUAUGAGGGAUCCAAAAAUUCAAGAAUGGAAGUUGAUAUUCAAGACCCGACCAGUAAUGAACUGCACCCUGAAAAGGAAACAGAUGUUGAAAAAGUUGAAAUCAAGGAAGAAAAUAAUGAAGAUUUCUCAAAUGGAGUAGAGGAGACAGAUGAAGAGUUAAAAAAGGAGAAUGAAUCAGAAAUUGGGGAGAAGCAGGAAAGUGUAGCAGGUGGGGAAGUAGAUAGAAGUCGUGAAUUGAGUAAAUUGAAAACCUGUGAAGUUCAAUGUGAAAAAGUGGAAGUUCACGGAAAUUCAAACAAACGGUCGAAGAUCGAUGAAAGUGAAGAACACACGGAAAUCUCCACGAAAGUAACAACGAUCUCUCUGGAAAAUGUCGCGGAAGAGAAGCAAAAAAUAAGUGAAGCUGACGAGGCUACAUCCUCGGAAAAGCCGAAACGAAAAAGAGGUCGGCAUCCAAAACGAGGUAUGAGUAAGAAGCGGAAAAUCGAGAAAGAAGGAGAAGUUGUGGUAGAAGUAGAUGACGAGGAAUUUAUUCCUGAUUCUAACCGUAUAACACGGAAACGACCACGUACAAGGCGGCGUGUGGCAGUGGAACGUGAUGAUGCUCCUUUCGAGUACAUAGAAAAGCGGCGAUCCGGUCGCUCGACAAAUGUUGAGAAGAAGAGCUAUGAUUUACAAGCAAAGUGGGAUGAAAUGGAUGAAGAAAUCGGUGAGGAUGUCCAAAGUCGAAAAGAGAAAAAACAAGAAGAGCAAAGCGAAUUUGUUAUCGAAAAAAUUAUGAGUAUGAAAAAAAACGAGAAUGGACCGGAUUUAUAUUUUGUGAAAUACAAAAAUAAAGCCUAUAUUCAUUGUGAGUGGAAGUCUCAAUGUGAUCUGGAAGCUGGAGAUCGUCGAGCUGCAGCAAAAUUGAAGCGCUUUCAUCAAAAGCGAGCUCAUACUUCAGAUCAAGAUGAGGAUGAGCAGUUCAAUAGUGACUUUGUAAUUGUUGAACGCGUACUGGAUGCCAACGAAUUGGAGGGAAAGGAUUUUGUUCUCGUUAAAUGGAAAUCUUUGCCAUAUGAAGAAGUUACAUGGGAAAAAAUAGAAAUUAUUCCAGAGGAUAAAAUUGAAGCAUAUAAACAACGAAAUAUUUGUGAUUCCUUGAAAGUGAAACCAAAGCCACAUCCAUCGGCUUCAGAUUGGUCUAAAAUUCCUGAAGAUAUAGCCUUCAAAGAUAAUAACAGACUUCGAGAAUAUCAAUUCGAAGGUGUAAAUUGGCUUUUGUACUGUUAUUAUAACAAACAAAACUGCAUUCUGGCUGAUGAAAUGGGUUUAGGAAAGACGGUACAAACAAUAUGUUUUUUGCAACAAGUUUAUGAUUACGGAAUUCAUGGACCAUUUUUGAUUGUUGUCCCGUUGUCAACAAUUCAUAAUUGGCAACGUGAAUUCGAAACAUGGACCGAUAUGAAUACCAUUGUUUACCACGGAAGCGCAUCAAGUCGGCAAAUUAUUCAACAAACUGAAUUUUAUUAUCGGCCGGAAGAGCUGAAAGGAGGCAAACGUAACGUUGUCAAAUUUGAUGCUUUAAUUACCACGUUCGAAAUGGUUGUAAGCGAUUGUGAUGUCCUCAAGCAGAUCAGCUAUCAAGUAUGCAUUAUUGAUGAAGCACAUCGAUUAAAAAAUCGAAAUUGCAAAUUACUUACCAGUGGACUGCUUUCAUUAACCGUAGAACAUCGUAUACUGCUAACAGGAACACCAUUACAAAACAGUAUUGAAGAACUAUAUUCACUUCUGAAUUUUCUGGAACCAGAACAAUUCCAUAGUUCAUCUGCUUUUCUUGAGCAGUUUGGCCAGUGUCAAACUGAGGAUCAGGUGCAACGAUUACAGGAUAUUCUCAAACCGAUGAUGCUACGUCGUCUCAAAGAAGAUGUUGAAAAGACGUUACAACCAAAAGAGGAGACCAUUAUUGAGAUACAAUUAUCGAAUACCCAGAAGAAAUACUACAGGGCAAUAUUGGAAAGAAAUUUCUCUCAUCUUUGCAAAGGAACAUCCGUACCCUCGCUAAUGAAUGCAAUGAUGGAAUUGCGGAAAUGCUGCAAUCAUCCAUUUCUUAUAAAUGGUGCUGAAGAACAGAUUCUUGCUGAGGUAAAAGCGGGACAUCCAGACUGGAAUGAAGAUGAUAUUUAUCAGCAUGCAUUGGUGCAGUCAUCUGGAAAAUUGGUUCUUAUUGCGAAGCUGUUACCAAAAUUACAUGCGGAUGGUCAUAAAGUAUUAAUUUUUUCUCAAAUGGUCCGCGUUUUGGACAUUAUCGAAGAAUUUCUUGUUGCACAGAAUUAUACAUUUGAGCGAAUCGACGGCAACGUUCGCGGUGAUUUGAGACAGGGCGCUAUCGAUCGUUUCAGUAAAAAAGAUUCUGACCGUUUCAUCUUCUUGCUCUGUACUCGUGCUGGUGGUCUUGGAAUCAACUUAACAGCAGCUGAUACUGUCAUUAUUUUUGAUUCUGAUUGGAAUCCGCAGAACGAUUUACAGGCGCAGGCUCGCUGUCACCGAAUUGGUCAAACAAAAAUGGUGAAAGUUUAUCGCCUAAUUACCUGUAACACGUACGAACGUGAGAUGUUCGAUAAAGCAUCAUUGAAGCUAGGCUUGGACAGAGCCGUUUUGCAAUCUACGACUGCUUUGAAGGAUACUUCACAGCAGUUAUCACGGAAAGAAAUUGAAGAAUUGUUGAAAAAAGGGGCCUACGGUGCGAUUAUGGAAGAAAAUGCGGAGGAGAGUAAGUUUAAUGAAGAAGACAUCGAAACAAUUCUUCUUCGCCGCACAACUACAAUAACACUUGAAGCCGGUGUGAAAGGAUCGACUUUUGCAAAGGCAUCCUUUAAUUCGUCUACAAACAGAGAAGAUAUUGAUAUUGACGAUCCUAAUUUUUGGUCUAAGUGGGCUAAAAAGGCAAAUAUUGAUACGGAAAUGAGCCAGACGGAUAAGCAGCUAAUUGUUCUUGAACCCAGAAAUCGGAAAAAAAGAUUUGAAGAAAAUGUUUACAAGUCGGAGGGUGGUGAUGACACAGAAGGCGAGGAAAGCGAUGAUAGCAGUAAGGCUCGAAAAAGAGGUGACCGGAAAAGUGACCGUAAGAAGCGUCGUGAAGAUGAAGAGUAUCGACCAGAUGAGCUAGCUUUUAAUAAAAGUGAAUAUUUCAAGAUUGAAAAAGUACUCGGUCAGUUUGGUUGGGGUCGUUGGAAAGUAAUGCGCGAAGUGUCGGAUUUGAAGGAUAGUGUCACCGAAAUUGAUAUUGAGCACAUUUCAAGGACACUAUUGUUACAUUGCAUUCGUGAAUAUCGUGGAGAUGAGAAAAUUCGUGAAUUUGUUUGGCGACUGAUAAUCCCAAAAGGCGGUUUAGUUACUGGCAAGAAUACAGAGAAAAUGAAAAAUCCUAGUUUGACAUCAGUAUUCCAUGAGGGCUGGGCAGCAUUACCAGAAUACAAUCCGCCAGCUUUUGCUGUUGAUUCAUCUUUUCAACGUCACGUUCAUCGACAUUCAAAUAAACUGUUGAUUCGGAUGCAUCAGCUUCACAUAUUAAAUACUGAAAUAAUUGGUAGUAAGAGUGAAGCAAUAAUGAACAAUGCAAAAGCAAAGGACAUCGAUUUGUCGGUUGAUAUGAAUGAUGCUUUUGUAGCUGGUUGGGAUUCUGAAUGUGAUAAGAGUUUUCUGAUUGGAGCGCAUAAACAUGGUCUAGAAAAUAUCGAUGCGAUUCGUGUUGAUCAAACGCUUUGUUUUGGUUUGAAAAAAAUUGAGAUUUUCCCGAAUAUCUCGGAUUUGUUGAAUCGUUUCCGGCGUCUUUUAACACAUUUCCAGAAAAAGCGACAUGAUUCAUUGACAUUUUCAACGUGGACUAAACGUGAAGAAGCAGAAUUCAUGCGUGUUCUGAGAAGUUAUGGAGUUAAGGAUGAUCCAUCAACAAUUAUUUCCUGGACACGCUUUCGACAGCUUUCUCCAUUUUUAGAAAAGAAAACUGAUAGUGAUCUAAUGGAGCAAUUAUAUUGCGUAUUGUCCAUGUGCACAAAACAGCUCGGGAAUGAAAUAACGACUGUUGAUUUACAGCGAGCCUUAAAGGUGGAAUCGAUUUCGGCGCGAAAGGCACAGAAACUGAUGCACCGGAUGAAUAUGAUGCGGCAGAUUCACGAUUGGCGAGAAUCACUAACCGAUCGACGAACGCUCCUCAAGCUUUGUUCUAACGAAGCGAUGCCAAGCGGUUGGUCGAUUGAACAAGAUGAAGAGUUGUUCAAAGUGGUAGAUGAACAUGGUCUGGACAACAUAGCUGCUAAUAUCCUUAAUAAGGCAACUUUUCAAAAGAUAAUAAGACCAGAGGAACGAACUUUGCUAAGACGUGUCGCAGAGAUUUAUACUACUCUUCAAACGAAGAAAUGGAAUGGAGCUGCUUCCACUGAACUGCUCGAAGAUUCUGAUGAUGAACAAGGGACACCAAUGCUAUUGCGCUCAAAACGGGGCCGCAAGAAAAGUACUGUAACGGGUGCCGCAAUGCAAGAAUUUGUUGAUACGGAGAAAGAGAAAAUGCGCGCUUUAGUACAUCAGACAUUCUUGCAAAGGUUGGAACAACUUCCAUUUGCUGCAGCGGUAGCUAUGGCACAAGGCGCCUUUCUUCUUCCAUCACUUUUAUCAGGUGGUGGAACAUCUACGACAGGAGCAUCAACAUCAACUCAAGCGCAGGCAGCAAUGCUUUCCAGUUUGUUUGGACUAUCCUCUACCUCACCUCCAACAACAUCUGCUUCUACCAGUGCCAGUAAAACAAAUGAAUAUGGAGAGGACGUAUUAAAUUUGAGUACAAAGAAAUCACCAAGUAACAAUAACAGCAGUACAAGUCAAUCAUCCACUUCUGGAAUCCCUGCUCCGCCCACAAAUUUUUUGAAUAGUUUGAAUUUUACCGAGUUGUUUGCUCUGGCAAACCUUCCACCAGAGACCCGUGUACCAGUAAUUAAUAUUGAGACGGGUGCACGUUUGAUUGGUGAACAAGCUCCAAAAGUGAAAAAUCUUGGACAAUGGCUGUCAGCACAUCCCAAGUAUGUGCUCGAUAUUCCAUCGUCGGCAUCUUCAGCAGUUCCACCAGUAGUAUCUCAAGGAACAUCCUCAAAACCGGCGGAAAAAAGUGAUGUAAAAUCUGUGUCAGCACAAUCGGACAAAAUUAUUUCAAAGAAGGAAAUCAGUAAAGACACCCAUUCUAAGGAAGUGCUUACGACCCAAACAGAUUCAGCCUCAUCGAAAGCAACAGCAACAGCACUAGUUUUGGAACCUGGUGAAGUUCCUCGCUCUUCUAGUACCACUGCUGUUUCAUCAUCAUCAGCUUCUGUCACUUCACUUGGUAUUACUGAUCAGCGGGUCGCUGUUUUUCAACGUUCUAGUGGUACAUUAGUUUCGGCCAAUAAAUGGCCACUGCUGAAGAAUCUUGCUUCAUGGCUCGAUAAGCAUCCGGAUUGUAAUGUACACUCAAGCAGUGCAUCACUUGCUGCCACAGUUCUGCCGAAAAAUUAUACUGAUCGUUUGGGUGAUGACACGACAACAUCCCUCUCUUCAUCUUCAAAUGGUUUGGAAGCUUUACAAAUGCAAAUGAUGCUCCAACAAUCGUUAAUGAAUCAAACGCUUCUUGGACUUGGGGCUUACGGACCACUUGGAUCAUAUGCAAUGCUUGCAGCUGCGGCAUCUGGUUCUUCUCAGCUGGGCAAGGGUUCGUCGAAGGAUGUGUUAAACCCGAUGCUUGCAUCACUAAUGAAUCCAUCAUUGCAUUUGCAGCAGAUGCAAUCCCUGCUGACAUUGGAUCCAUCACUACUUCUCAGUCAGCCGUUUUCUUCCAUUGCAACAACUAGUAAUACGCUGCCGAUUUCUGGUUUAAAUGUUUCAUCCGUUACAAAACCUCCGAGUACUACUACUACCACAACAACUACUACUACUACCAUCACUACUAGUGCUACUACUGUUUCCACUAUCCCUAUUAUUACUACUGCUGUUGCUACUACAACUACUACUGUUACGACUACUACUACAACCACAACGGCGAAGAGAGCAUCCAGCAGAGGUCGUCUGAAUGCUGUCGUUGAGAAGCUGUCAUCGAAUCAGAGUUAA
Molecule: messenger RNA, 8097 nt
Organism: Cercopithifilaria johnstoni
Lineage: Eukaryota; Metazoa; Nematoda; Chromadorea; Rhabditida; Onchocercidae
Source: the annotation of a GenBank genome assembly